AUGGACAGUUACCCGGCUCGGCGCGGACAUCGGCCUGGUGUGCCAGAAGUGCAGACGCUACGUGAUGAUUCCUAG
This is a messenger RNA of Geodia barretti, 75 nucleotides long. The record is from the annotation of a GenBank genome assembly. Lineage: Eukaryota; Metazoa; Porifera; Demospongiae; Tetractinellida; Geodiidae.